This is a messenger RNA of Tuber aestivum (summer truffle), 2894 nucleotides long. NCBI's taxonomy places the organism in Eukaryota, Fungi, Ascomycota, Pezizomycetes, Pezizales, Tuberaceae. The record is from the annotation of a GenBank genome assembly.
AUGGAAGUCGCCGGCACAAUCAUCGCCAGCGUCGGCGUCGUGGGUCUGUUCAACACGGCGCUGGAAGUCUUCGACUACGUCCAGUCCGCCGCGGCAUUUGGCUCGACGCACGAAGUGCUGCAAGUCAAAAUUGAGGUUGAAAAGGUGCGCCUUUUAAUCUGGGGGCAGUGGAUUGGUCUGGAUGGGUCCGCAGACCAGCGGGGUGAUGCGGUGAAUGAGGUGCUGGACCGGGAAUAUCUGAGAACGGCCGUGGCAGGACUGUUGGUGUGUUUUGUCAAGAUUUUGGAGGAUUCUGAGGGAUUGCGGGAUCGGUAUGGACUUGUUCCGCGUGUGGAUCACGGGACGGAGACGGGGAUGGAGAUGGAGAAUCUGGAUCAGCAACUGCUUGGAUCGACUUUCAAGCGAACAUAUGACAAAUUUCGUGGGAAUCCGUCGAGGCGGCAGAGGGAUUCUACUUUAGCCCUGAGAAUGCGAUGGGCUGUGGCAGACGAGAGACGUUUUCGACGGCUUGUUGAAGAGUUGAAAGCCAUCAAUGACAGCCUCAAUCACCUGCUGCCAGCCAUUCGAGACAAGACGAGGGUUCUAAUGCGUACUGAAAUCAUGAAGAGCACUGACGAACAUCAACUUCAAAAUCUUGUAAAUUCCUCCGAUGAUAUCAAUGAUCCGGUAUCAGGGGCGGCAAGUCUGAGACUGGAAAUGCUUUCCGGGAGAGGUGUAUCCAUCCAACCUAACCCUACAACAGCGCGCAACAGGGUUCCAGCCCACCAACUCGUUUUGAUACCACAGCCAGGUCCAUCAGCGCUAACUUCGAGAUCCAGUACUGCUGUGGCUCCUGAUGCACCUAUUUCGGAACCUCUGGCCACAGAGACUACUGCGCUAACACCAGUAGCUCCAGCACCUCCGAGACCCGCUCCACCACCAAUCGCUGCUCCAGCUCCCACAUCGGAGCCAAACAGACUAUCGAUACCAGCAGGCCCGCCAUAUGAUAAUACAGGAGCGCUCGUCGUACACAAAGUUUUCUCCGGGGCCGGGGUUCCUUCCUUCUUCUCAUGGCAUGUCAACGUCGAAGACCUGGACCAACCAGCCCCAAAGCGCGAACCAAUCCAAAACAUUGCAUUCGGUAAGUCACCACCCAACGCUCAACCCCGUCUCUUCUCUAAACCCCGGUAGACAUGUUCCGCAUCCCAUCAAAUCUCCUCCACUGCUGCCAACGACUCCUCGAAGUCGACCUGGACGCUGACCCAGAAUACGUCGGCUGGGCUCCUGCAUCUGUAUCCCCGAAGGGAUUUUCGGGGGAGUAUGGAUUCAAGCGACUACAGGAUAUGGACAUGCCGCCGCCGAAGAAAUGGCUGCGUGCGACUGGGACGCCGAGUGUGAGUUUCGAUGAUUUGCUCAAGAGAUGGAAUGAGAUUUCGGCGGCGGGGGGGCUGGGGCCGAGGUGGACGGAGGAAAUUGGUCAUCAGCAGGUUAGGAAUCUGCUUGGGUUCAGUGAGUAGGUAGUCAAUUGCCCAUUAUUUACUUACCGAAUUGAGAGCCUAACCAUUUGCAGACUUGUUUGGCUCGAUCCAAAAGAGACUGUCAAGAGCCGCCAUCAGAUCUCAGAUCUUCUGGCUUCAUUGAGUAGGGAAAAUAUAUUCCCUGCAUUUGAAGAGCAAGAAGGCAGUGUUGGAGCGCUCGCUCUCCAAGCUGUGGUCAGUCCAAAUAGCGAUUAUCACGGAGUCGACUUCUUAUACCACAUGCUACAGGCGAAGGAGCUCUCACUCAGACUAGAACGAGAGAAAGGUCACUGGCACGGCGGCAUCACUCGCAAAAUCAUAUACGACAUGAUUGCCGCCGAGUUAUGCAUGCGCAACCUCGAAGUCAAAGCCACCGACGGCAAAUACGAGUUCGCAAUUCGUAUGGAUGUUCGCCAGCGCCAAGUCGACGCUAUGAUAUCCUUCGCCGAGAAAAUGAAAUGGCCCUUCAAAGCUGAAGCCUGCAAGACCCUCAACGACUUCUUGCAUUCAGGCGAAGAAGUCAGCAUCCGCACCUGGGACUGGGUCGCCGGCCUCGCACUCCCUGGAUCAUGCUUUCCCCUGACAUUGAUGUUCGGCCUAUACCAAGCAUGUCCCUCGCUCAACAAGACACCUCCCGAGGGCAUCAUCCAAAUCCGCCACGGAAACUUCGGCCUCGUUUUCCCUCAAGUCUCAUACUGGCACAGCCGCUCCAUCAUUGGUCGCGUCCUCGCCGUCGUCCCAAAAAUCCACGAAAUAUGCGGCUGGGUCGGGCCAUGCAUGUCGCCCAUCGGGCUCGAAACGUACCGCACGCCUGCCGCACUGGUGCAAGUGCACACGCGCGCUCCGGCAUUCAAGUUGCGAGAUUCGGCGGGCGAGCAGCAGCCGUUUGUUCCUUCGGACGGACGCUUGACGUGGGAGGAACCUGUACUUCCCCCGGUGCCGGAGGAGGUUUGCGUGUUGCAGAAAUUGCGUGUACUCUCCGUCCCCACGGACGUGAAUUCCGCCACACCAGGCGGCGUGGUGACGGCAUAUCGCGCAAAACUCGAUUUCUACCUACUCAGGGCCAACAAACCCAUCACCCUAACGCUUUACAGCAACAGCAUUUUCGUCGCCGCGCCGCCGUGCAAAGGGACACACAAGAUCGACCCCAAGUGGGCCAGCACCUACACCCGGACCAUCUACGAAGUGUCGCAGCUCGACAAGGCGGAGCUCAAGACGGAUGUGGUCACGGUGAUCAAUGCGACGGGACAUGGUGUGCAGGCACUUGCAAGAGCGUGGUGCGCGGAGAAGGGGACGAAUGCGGUGGUUUGGAAGAGAGAUGGGGAGUGUUGUUUUAAGUGUGGACUGAUGGUGGCUGGGAAGGAGGGGUUGGAUGUUGAUGUUUUGAUUCUGUGCUGA